This is a messenger RNA of Amaranthus tricolor (Joseph's coat), 2564 nucleotides long. RefSeq names its product hexosyltransferase GAUT11-like. The transcript is spliced from 2 exons. Gene Ontology annotation, molecular function: polygalacturonate 4-alpha-galacturonosyltransferase activity. The record is from RefSeq and is a predicted model, not a curated record. NCBI's taxonomy places the organism in Eukaryota, Viridiplantae, Streptophyta, Magnoliopsida, Caryophyllales, Amaranthaceae. The coding region runs from base 537 to 2180 and encodes 547 amino acids.
AGUAUUUCUAUUUCCUACUUCCUAGUGGGCAAGAGCACAAUUGCACAUGUAAUCAUGUGGAGAUGAUACCCUUUCUGUCUUCCCACUUCUUCCUCUCCUUCCCCGCCAAUGUGACCAAAGACCACCCUUUUGUCCCUCCAUUGAAAGUUGAAACCCCUCUUUAGUCCUUAAUAAUUAAUUAAUUAAUUAAUUUGCCCACAUACUAUUCUUAAAUGUGCUCUCUUUCUUCACUGUCUCGUUCCAAAUCUAAUCCUCUUUUAUUCAUUUCUGAUUCAUAACAAACAUUAAAUCAUCUGCUUUUCUCUUUUUCCAUUUCAGUAACCCUGUAAGUAAAAAAGAAGAUAACUUUAUAUUUUUGAAAGGAAUCAUUGCCCUGAUUUUGAUUUUGAUUUAUAAUCUUGCCAAAUUAGACUUUUGGGCACAAUUUUCAACACAAAUACUGUACUGGGUUAUUUUCAUUGGGUUUUUAAGUAACAGUUUGAAUCAAAAAGUUAAUAGCUUUGAUAAUAUUUGAUGGUGAUUCAAAUCAUGGGUACAUGUGUCAGUUUAGAUUGCUGAAUUUUGGGUGUUUUUUGGGGCGGAAAAUGCGGCGAAGGGCUACCGAAUUCCGGCGCCGACGACGGAUUUCCAAUUGGAUCUGGAUACUCCUUGGAUUGUUUUUCUUUGCUGGGAUUUUUUUGUUUGUAGUUCAGCAUAAUCAUAAUCAAGAUCAAGUCUCUCAGCCGACAAUGGAAAACGAUGACAUAGUAGAACCUAUUCGCGAACAAGUAAACUUCACGGAUCAGUUAAGUUCAGGUUCCAUUGCAAGGCAAUUAGCCGAUCAAAUGACUCUUGCCAAAGCAUAUGUUAUCAUUGCAAAAGAGCACAACAACCUUCAGCUUGCUUGGGAACUCAGCUCAAAGAUAAGAAGUUGUCAGCUUCUGCUUUCUAAAGCCGCUAUGCGAGGAGAACCUGUUUCACCGGAUGAAGCCGAACCCAUAAUUAAGAGCCUGGCCUCUCUAAUAUUCAAGUCCCAGGAUGCACACUAUGACUUAGCUACUACAAUAAUGACUAUGAAAUCUCACAUUCAAGCACUCGAGGAGCGUGCACAUGCGGCAACUGUUCAGAGCAUUGUUUUCGGACAGCUGGCCGCUGAAGCAUUGCCGAAGAGCCUUCAUUGUUUAAGCAUCAAACUAAUGACUGACUGGUUGAAGCAGCCGUCGUUGCAGACACUAGUAAAGGAGAACAAGAAUUCGCCUCGCCUUGUGGAUAACAACCUGUAUCAUUUCUGCAUAUUUUCCGAUAGUUUGCUCGGUGUUUCUGUGGUUGUCAACUCUACCAUCUCCAAUGCCGACCAUCCGAAACAACUCGUUUUUCACGUAGUUACCAAUAGUGUCACUUACGGUGCUAUGCAGACUUGGUUUCUUAAUAACGACUUGAAAGGCGCAACAAUAGAGGUUCAGAACAUCGAAGAGUUCACUUGGUUGAAUUCCUCAUACUCUCCUGUUCUAAAACAACUGCUUGAUCCGGAUUCAGUUGCCUACUACUUUAGCGGAUCACAAGAUUUCCGAGUUGAGCCCAAGUUUCGGAACCCAAAAUACGUGUCGUUAUUGAAUCACCUUCGGUUUUAUGUACCCGAUAUUUAUCCCCAGCUAGAAAAAAUAGUAUUCCUUGAUGAUGAUGCGGUCGUCCAAAAGGAUCUGACGCCACUUUUCUCGUUGGACUUGCACGGAAAUGUGAAUGGAGCGGUAGAAACUUGCCUUGAAGCGUUUCAUCGAUAUUAUAAAUAUCUCAACUUUUCAAACCCAAUCAUCAGCUCGAAGUUUGAUCCGCAGGCUUGUGGGUGGGCAUUUGGCAUGAAUGUUUUCGAUCUGAUUGCAUGGAGAAAAGCAAAUGUUACAGGACGUUAUCAUUACUGGAUGGAGCAAAAUCUAGACCGCUCAUUAUGGAAGCUAGGUACUCUUCCUCCCGGUCUUCUCAGUUUCUAUGGAUUGACCGAGCCACUUGAUCGCAGAUGGCAUGUACUUGGAUUGGGGUAUGAUCCGAACAUUGAUAACCGUUUGAUAGAAAGUGCAGCUGUAAUUCAUUUUAAUGGAAACAUGAAGCCAUGGCUAAAAUUAGCCAUUAGUCGGUAUAAACCUUUGUGGGAUAGAUAUGUGAAUCAGAGCAAUACAUACCUUCGGGAAUGUGUCGCAAGUUGAAUAGCAGGAAUGUUUUUGCGCAUUUUUAUGUAGUUUACGGUUCAACCAGCUGUAGUCCGAAAGGGGAUUUCGCCUUCACUAGGUUCUCUUAUUGGUAUGGUCUUAGUUCCUCAAUUUACAUAUAUAUAAAUAUUCUGAUACAGGAUGUUGGUUUUACAGAUCUAGGUGGCCAUAGAUUGUAAUAGGGAGAAAAUAUUGAAUUUUCAUUUUUUUUGGCUGGUGGAAUUCAUUUUUGGCCUUUAAUAGUUGUAGAUUCUUAUUUUUUUAUAGCAAUGUGUAAUAAAUUUAUAGCAAUUUUGGAUCUCAAUUGUAACUGUACUUCUGAUAGAUGGACAACCCUCUUGCUUUAGAUAUUACCAAUUUUAUACAAUGGUUUGUUUACUA